GUCAACUUCAGUUGGAGUUUUCCGUCUCCGAGGCUGAGAACAACCGAACGGUUGUUUUCUCAACUCUUUUGCUCAUUGGAUACAGUAGCUUCAACGACGAAUCUCAUCCAUUGCCUUGGAUAAUACCGUAUUUCCGGUCCAACUGCAUGUCUAUCUGUGACUUUAUCUUAUUAAUUCCCAAAUUCUAUUCCGAUAUUGGCUCUUGCCAUCAUGAUGCGGCCCAAUCGCUCGUUUCUGGGCUCAACGCCUCGAAACAUAUCACGACAUUUCCCCUCAUUAUCAACCAUAUCAAGACGCCAAUUCACCGAUGCAGCAUCUCAUUCAUCCAAUAAGAUCCAAGUAUACACUUCAACUUCUCGUGAUCCCUUCCUGAACCUCUCUGUUGAGCACCAUCUUCUCCAGAAGACGCCCCCAGAGUCGACCAUACUCUUCCUCUACACCAAUGACCCCUGUAUUGUCUUUGGUCGAAACCAAAAUCCAUGGAUGGAAGUGAAUCUUCGAAGACUGGCCCAGUUCCGUAAUGAUCCUGCCAGCGUAGGUUGGACUGGUGGACCAGUGCAGCUCGUCCGUCGUCGUUCAGGGGGAGGCGCUGUUUUUCACGAUGAAGGAAAUGUCAACUUUAGCGUCAUUUGCCCUCCUGCAGUCUUUGAUCGGAACAAGCACGCCGAGAUGGUCGUAAGAGCUCUCUCAUCUCUUGGAAGGCCAAAUACGCGUGUCAAUGAGCGACACGACAUCGUUAUAGAUAUCCCUGAUGAUCCAAUCGGCACCUACAAGAUCUCAGGGUCCGCAUAUAAACUCACUCGUCUUCGAUCUCUCCACCACGGAACAUGUCUCCUCCGCAGUCCAAACCUGACCAACAUCUCAGGCAUGUUGCGUUCACCCGCUGAGCCAUACAUCAAGACUCGUGGCGUUGACAGUGUCCGCAGCCCUGUCCGGAAUGUCGGGAUCGAGAAUGCUGCUUUCGAGGCUGCCGUUGUGGAACAGUUUGCAAGCAUGUACGGCAACUUUGAUGUCCGGGAGGUCAUCAGUGACAAGGUACUUGAGACGGAUAGCAUCAGCAAAGGGUACGAGGAACUACAGUCGCGAGACUGGAUCUAUGGCCAGACACCAAAAUUCACCUUCUCAACUUUCCCGUACGAGGAGGACCCUCGAGAGCGUCCUCAACUAGACUUUGACACUAAGCUUCGUUUCGAAGCUAGACACGGUGUCGUAGACAAAUUCACAGCCGAAGGUCCAUCGUCUCCCGCUUCAGAAGAUGGUCUGUCAGCACUCACAUCAUCAUCCAUCUACAACGUCUCCAGCUGGGGCGCACAGCUUUCCCAAGCUGGCAUGGCUGAUGGCGAUGCGGCAAAGGUCGGGCCAUGGAUGGACGACAUCUUGGGAGUCGACUUCACGAAACCCCAACAAUAAUGCCGCCGUUCUCUGAAUAGGCUGCAACAUGGUACACGAAAUGUCAGAGAGGUCAAUACGAGCAAUCUCUUCCGUGCUGUCCGUCUCUUUCAUACACCACUUCAUGCUCCGAGCAUUCCAUUAUUUUGCCCGGUUCUCAUGUCAUGUCUCACUCAGAACGCGAAGGCGAAUCCGAAUAGAUCCGGUGACUGCCUAGCCUAUUGGUUAUAAGUAGCAUAUGAACUUGACACACCAUAGUGGGAAUGCCCACACACCUUUCGGAGCAGAAGACAGCAAGGCUGGCUGAGCCUCGCACGCGUCGCGUUCAAUCAAAAAGUACGCGUUGCACUUUCUUCGCCGCUUCACGGUCUGGGCCAUACCUGGAACCAAUAUUGCUGGAAGUGAGCAACAGAUUCCGGUGUCCAGCUGGUGGGAAGCUCGGGGGCAGCUAAGAGCAUCACAUGGCUUGUCAGCCGACCUAGGGUCCAGCCCAUCCAUCACGCAUCAAAAAUUCCCAACAUCCGCAGCCUCUCGACAGUGCAGUCUGUGCUCAGCACCACCUCCCUCAGCCUCCCGCUGCUUGAUAGGUGACAAUCUUCAUCCUGCCUUGCUUCCAUAUCCGGCGCACUGUCUAGAUCUCAUGAUAUGACUGGCUGGGUGGUUUUGACAAAGAUCAUUGUGUGGCUGCUAAUAAAGCAGCUGCUUCUGCGGUGGGGAUUGUGAGACACUUGGCAAAGGUAUUGGAAUCAGAUCACGGACUGCCGUGGCUGCCACGUACGAAGCGGAGGAAAGGGGGCAAGACCCCGAAUGAUGUAUGGGGUUGCAAUCUUGAGCAUCAGCUUGCUCGAUAGCAGGUUUUUCUAAACAAAGAUCGACAGCCUUACGAAACAGCCGGCAAAAGGAGGCACAAGGUGCAAGAAAUCUCCGGUAUUAAGCUCUCUCUGCACUUCCACGAGACGUGAACAGUUUUUGGACAAAAAGAGCUGAGGAGAUGUGGUGAAAGCGUUGGUCUUGUCGUGGACUUGUGAAAUCCUAUGGCGAUAUCCUUUAGAGUUUGUUUUGUAUAUUAGCCUUGCUCUACAAAAAUGUCCGGAUUCUUGUUGCAACCCC
Messenger RNA from Fusarium odoratissimum NRRL 54006, 2499 nucleotides. Its product is annotated as lipoate-protein ligase A. Gene Ontology annotation, molecular function: lipoyltransferase activity. Lineage: Eukaryota; Fungi; Ascomycota; Sordariomycetes; Hypocreales; Nectriaceae. Gene Ontology annotation, biological process: protein lipoylation. Gene Ontology annotation, cellular component: cytoplasm; mitochondrion. The record is from RefSeq and is a predicted model, not a curated record. Bases 211 to 1410 code for a protein of 399 amino acids. The transcript has 2 exons.